Molecule: messenger RNA, 366 nt
Organism: Mucor mucedo
Lineage: Eukaryota; Fungi; Mucoromycota; Mucoromycetes; Mucorales; Mucoraceae
Exons: 4
Coding region: 1-366 (121 amino acids)
Source: RefSeq, a predicted model, not a curated record
AUGACACUUAAUAUUAUCCUAAUCCCAGGGCGUCGAAAUUUACUCGCCGUAUAUGGUCAUCUGUAUACCUUCUAUAUACGGCGAUCAAAUUUCAAUGUUUUGGCAAAGUUUCAGCUCAAUACAAAGAUCAAAAAUGAGUUCGUUAACUCGACAUAUAUGGAAAUGUUUUGUGUACCCAUUUAUAUCACACAGCAAAGAAGAACAAAUAUAGGAAAUGUUUUCAACAUUUCUGGAAACGAGUUAAAUCAUUUCUACCCUGUCCACGAGGAACAAAUAACAGAAAUUGCCAACUACAAAGCUCUAGUUAUAGCAAAAUUUGGAAAUAACAGUAUUACGUACGGCUUUUAUAACAGCUACUGCGUGUAA